Messenger RNA from Liolophura sinensis, 1761 nucleotides. Its product is annotated as solute carrier family 23 member 1-like. Gene Ontology annotation, cellular component: membrane. Gene Ontology annotation, molecular function: transmembrane transporter activity. The record is from RefSeq and is a predicted model, not a curated record. Lineage: Eukaryota; Metazoa; Mollusca; Polyplacophora; Chitonida; Chitonidae. Bases 30 to 1685 code for a protein of 551 amino acids. The transcript has 12 exons. Gene Ontology annotation, biological process: transmembrane transport.
UACCUCUGGUUCUGGCACCAUUUUUCUGUAUGGACAAAGAUGAUGUUGGAAUCAGCAAUGUCAUCAGCACCAUCUUCUUCGUCUCUGGACUGUGUACAUUACUGCAGACGACCAUUGGCUGUAGGUUGCCUAUUGUCCAGGGAGCGACGUUUACUUUCCUGACGCCAACGAUCGCCAUUAUGUCACUACCAGAAUGGUGCUGUCCGUUCACGGAUAAGAACAAUUGCAGCUUAUCCGAAGCAGAGAUACCGACAGUGGGAAGCGAUGAGCAUCGUGCAAUGUGGCAGGAAAGGAUUGCAGAGAUCCAGGGAGCCAUUCUGGUGUCAGCGUUGUUCCAAGUAGUCAUCGGCUUCAGCGGUCUCAUGGGAUUUAUUCUGCGGUUCAUCGGACCUCUCGCCAUAGUUCCAACGAUCACUCUGAUUGGUCUAUCAUUGUUCGGAGCUGCAGCCGCUCAGGCGGCAAACAUGUGGUGGAUAGCCGUCUUGACAAUGUUUCUAAUUGCGCUGUUUUCACAGUACCUUCGGGACGUCUCGAUCCCUUUUCCUGUCUACAGAAGGGGCUCAGGCUGCGGUGUAUACUUUGUGCCUAUCUUCCGGUUAUUUCCUGUGCUGCUGGGCAUGUGCUUAGCUUGGCUGAUCUGUUACAUCCUGACCGUGUCAGGAGCCUUGACCUCUGACCCUGAAGGCUGGGGGUACCAAGCCAGGACCGACUCGCGGAUUGCCGUACUUAACAGCGCCCCCUGGUUCCGAUUCCCAUAUCCAGGACAAUGGGGCACCCCUACUGUAAGCGUAGCCGGUGUGUUCGGUAUGUUGGCUGGAGUCUUGGCCUCCAUGGUAGAGUCAGUUGGAGAUUACUACGCCUGCGCCAGGUUAAGCGGAGCUCCUCCGCCCCCUGAUCACGCAGUGAACAGAGGUAUAGGUAUGGAGGGUAUAGGGUGCAUCUUGGCCGGUGCUUGGGGCUCCGGAAACGGGACUACUUCUUACAGCGAGAAUAUAGGAGCAAUCGGGAUUACAAAGGUUGGAAGUCGUCGCGUAGUGCAGGUGGGAGGGCUCAUCAUGAUCAUUCUCGGGUGUUUGGGGAAGUUUGGAGCUCUGUUUGUCACGAUUCCUAGUCCGGUCAUUGGAGGCAUGUUUAUGGUCACAUUUGGCAUGGUGGCAGCCGUGGGAUUAUCAACGCUUCAGUUCGUAGAUUUGAACUCGUCACGAAAUCUUUUUAUUCUUGGAUUUUCAAUAUUUUUUGGUUUAAGUUUACCAAAUUGGAUGGGGAACAAUCCGGGAGCUAUUAAAACUGGAAGCAUCAUUGCGGAUCAGAUCCUGACUGUGUUGUGUAGUACCAGCAUGUUCGUGGGCGGCUUUUUCGGCUUUCUACUGGACAACACUGUACCUGGCACAGCCGAAGAACGAGGAAUCUUACGAUGGCGCAAAUUGUUAAUUACCACACAUGCGGCCUCUCAUGCCACAUUCGCGGAAGACACGACAUAUGAUCUCCCCUUAGUGCAAAGAUUUCUCAACAGGUGGAGCUGGCCAACUUACCUUCCGUUCUGCCCCAGUUUUAAAGGAUUUGCCGAAUGUUGCGGAUGUGGAAAUAAGCUGACUCCUCCUGAACACGUGCAGUCCCGAGAAAACGUUGGAUAUGUGAAAGAUGCUGAGGAGAGUAGCAAUUACGUCAUUACGACGUCUUUGUAACACCUGUGUACACUCACAGCUGUUAUAAGCGUAAAUUACAGACUAAUUAACGAUGUAUUCGCGUUUGUUUGUGAUU